AUGGUGUUUUUCAGUUGUGACAAAUGUAGUGAAGCAUUGAAAAAGAAUCAAGUUGAUAAGCAUGGAUUCAAAUGCAGAGAUACAACUUACUCCUGUUUGGAUUGUGGUCAAGCUUUUUCUAUAGGAACCUAUAAGAACCACAUAAAAUGUGUGACAGAGAAUAAGAAAUAUGGUGGAAAAAAUUAUGUUGAAAAAGAAAAUAAAGGUGAAGCAAAACAGAAUCGGUGGAUUGAACAAGUAGAACGAGCGAUAGAAAAUGUAACUGAUAAGGGAUUGAAAGAUCUUCUGCAACAGAUUCAUGGUUUCAACAAUAUACCAAGAAAAGAAGCGAAGUUCAUAAAUUUCUUACAAAAUUCUAUUAGAAUCCGGAACCGAGAUUUAUGUAUUAAGGCAUGGAACUGUAUAAGUGAACAAGCUGAAAAGAUACAACAAGCGGCUACUGAGAAAGGAGAACUGAGAAGAAAUGGUGAAGGUGGCGAUGAUCUGAAUGAUGAUAAAGGACUUAAUUGUAAACAGGGAGCUUCAAAAAGUAAUGGUGAGAAAGUGGAGGAAGUCGAAACUGAGAAAAGGGAAUUGAAGAAAAAUAGUGUGUAUGAACAUGAUAAUAAUAAUAAUGUCAAGCAGGGGACUCUGAUAACAGAUGAUGUGAAAAAAUUCAAGUGGAAACGCGCAAUUAAACGAGCUUUAAAAGAAGCAGAUAAUGGACAAAUGAAAAUAAAGCGAUUGAAGACUAAAGUUAUCCAAAGUUAUUUAGCAAGUGGUCAAUCUAAUGGAAGUGAUGAAAAUCCUGAAACGAUUUUUAAUGCGAAGUUAUGUUCCUUAGGUUUACGUAUUGAUAAUAAAAUAGUGCGAUUAAAUUAG
This is a messenger RNA of Brugia malayi, 861 nucleotides long. RefSeq lists its product as uncharacterized. The transcript has 5 exons. Gene Ontology annotation, cellular component: nucleolus. Gene Ontology annotation, biological process: rRNA processing; negative regulation of transcription by RNA polymerase II. The coding region runs from base 1 to 861 and encodes 286 amino acids. NCBI's taxonomy places the organism in Eukaryota, Metazoa, Nematoda, Chromadorea, Rhabditida, Onchocercidae. Gene Ontology annotation, molecular function: DNA binding. The record is from RefSeq and is a predicted model, not a curated record.